UAUAAACGCAUUCGGCAUUUCCCUCGAAACUCUCAACCGUCACUCUCUCUCUCUCGAAAUCUUCUCUCUUUCUCUCUCAUCAAACAACCUCUUCUCCGGCGGCCAUACCUCCGCGCGCUGCCUCGCGGUUCUCCCCCGAAUAUUCUGUUGAGGUCUUGAAUUCACUAAUAAAGGAAAGUUGAUAUUUUCAGUAAAUCUUUGCUGUACUAAAAGUUUUGGAAGUUUUUGCAAUGGGUGCAACUGAAGAUCUUGUGAACAGCACACAGGGUGCAGCAGAAUGUCAGGAAAACCGCACCACAGGUCCUUCAGAAAAUCCAAUAAAGGACAACACCAGUAGUACUUCAGAAAAUCUUGUACAGUACAAAGCACUAGAUGCAGAAAAUCCUGUAAGUGAUCAACAAGGUGGUGCAGAAAUUCCUGAAACUGGAGGUGCUGAAAAUCCUGCAAGUGACCAAAAAAAUGUGGAACAAAUUCCUGCAAGUGAGCAAGUGGGUAUUGCAGAAAAUAUGGUAAAUGACCAAGCAGGUGGUGCAGAAGAUCCCACAAAGGACCGAACAGCAGGUGGUGCAGAAAAUCCUUUAAAUGACCUAAUAUUUCUUGCACAAAAUCCUGAAAGUGAACAAGCAGGUAGUGUGGAAAAUCUGUUAAGCAACCAAGCAGGUGUUGCAGAAGAUCACACAAAGAACCGUGCAGCAGGUAGUGCAGAAAAUCCUUCAAAUGACCUAAUAGAUCUUGCACAAAAUCCUGAAAGUGAACAAGCAGGUAGUGAGGAAAAUCUGUUAAACUACCAAGCAGGUGGUGUAGAAAAUUCUGCAAAGAACCAUGCAGCAGCUGGUGCAGGAGAUCCUCCAAAUGACCAAGCUGCAGAUGGUGCAGAGAAUUCUGCAAAAAACCUAUCAGCACGUAGUGCAGGAGAUCCUCCACAUGACCAAGCAGCAGAUGCUAUAGAAAAUUCUUUAAACAACCAAACAGAAGCUACAGAGAAACUUGUAAAGGAUGAACAGGGUACUGCAGAAAGUUUUGUAGAAGAUGUAGCAGAUGCUGUUGAAAUGCCUGAAAACAGCCAAAGAAAUGGUGUUGAAACCCCUGUAAGCAACAAAGCAGAUCGCCUCCCAGAAGAAGCAAAGGAGAUACUGAAAUCAUUGGCAAGUAAAUGGGAGGAUGUACUUGAUGCAAAUGCAUUGCAGGUGAUCCCUCUCAAAGGGGCAAUGACGAAUGAGGUAUUCCAGAUAAAGUGGCCAACUAUGACAGGGGAAUUGUCACGAAAGGUUCUUGUUAGAAUGUAUGGUGAGGGUGUGGACGUGUUCUUUGAUAGGGAUAAUGAGAUCCACACAUUUGAAUUCAUGUCAAAGAAUGGGCAAGGUCCUCGUCUACUAGGACGAUUUACGAAUGGCCGUGUUGAAGAGUUUAUCCAUGCACGGACAUUAUCAGCAUCUGAUCUACGUGAUCCAUCUAUUUCUGCUCUUAUAGCAGCCAAAAUGAAGGAGUUCCAUGAUCUAGAUAUGCCUGGUGAAAAGAAAGUCCAUCUUUGGGAUAGAUUGCGAAAUUGGCUUAGUGAAGCCAAACGUUUAUCGUCCCCUAAAGAAGUUGAAGCUUUUUAUUUGGAUACAAUCGACAAAGAAAUCUCUAUUUUGGAAAAGGAACUAUCAGGCUCUCACCAACAAAUAAAAUUUUGCCACAAUGAUUUACAAUAUGGUAACAUAAUGCUUGAUGAAGAGACAAAUUCUGUGACCAUCAUAGACUAUGAAUAUGCUAGUUAUAAUCCUGUAGCAUUUGAUAUAGCAAACCACUUCUGUGAGAUGGCUGCUAACUAUCAUACAGAAGAGCCUCAUAUCCUUGACUACAAUAAAUAUCCUGAUUUUGAGGAGCGUCAAAGAUUUGUGCAGGCAUAUCUGAGUACCUCCGGUGAGCAGCCUAGUGACAGUGAAGUGGAGCAGCUACUUCAAGAAAUUGAGAAGUAUACACUUGCAAAUCAUCUAUUCUGGGGCGUUUGGGGAAUAAUUUCGGCACAAGUAAACACUAUCGACUUUGACUACAAGGAGUAUGCUAAACAGAGAUUUCAAGAGUACUGGGCAAGGAAACCUUAUCUUCUAAUAAACUCUGAAGCGCCUUCUCCUUAUAAUGUGCCUGAGGGUACAGGAGAGCUAGCUUCAGCAGUGCCCACUAAAUCGAAGAACUCUGGUAUCUUUAGGAAGAUGAAGAGAGUUUUGGGUCUCGGCUUGUUCAGGUCUAAGAGCUAGGACAACAACUCUGCUAGCUCUUUUUUGUUUUUUUCUUAUUUUUUGCUUUCUCUUUGACUAAGAAUAUCAAAAUGAGAAAAGUUAAGAAUAGUUACACAUAAAUAAUGUACUAAGCAAGCAUUAAGUUUUGGUAUUAUAUUUUAUUCAUUUUUUUGAA
Messenger RNA from Glycine soja, 2397 nucleotides. Its product is annotated as probable choline kinase 2. Bases 231 to 2240 code for a protein of 669 amino acids. Gene Ontology annotation, molecular function: ethanolamine kinase activity; choline kinase activity. Gene Ontology annotation, biological process: phosphatidylcholine biosynthetic process; phosphatidylethanolamine biosynthetic process. NCBI's taxonomy places the organism in Eukaryota, Viridiplantae, Streptophyta, Magnoliopsida, Fabales, Fabaceae. The record is from RefSeq and is a predicted model, not a curated record. Gene Ontology annotation, cellular component: cytoplasm. The transcript is spliced from 9 exons.